This is a messenger RNA of Seriola dumerili (greater amberjack), 3449 nucleotides long. It is a transcript of the gene trim47, whose product is annotated as zinc-binding protein A33-like. The coding region runs from base 58 to 1494 and encodes 478 amino acids. The transcript has 8 exons. Gene Ontology annotation, molecular function: protein binding; zinc ion binding. NCBI's taxonomy places the organism in Eukaryota, Metazoa, Chordata, Actinopteri, Carangiformes, Carangidae. The record is from RefSeq and is a predicted model, not a curated record.
CCUCCCUCCUUCCUCCUCCACCUCCUGCAGUUGUUGUACUGCUGUUGGCUUGUAAACAUGGCCACUGCCGGAGCAACUGGCGACGACCUGAGGAAAGAGCUCACAUGUGCGAUUUGUUUGGACUUCUUCAAAGACCCUGUUAUACUGAAAUGCGGGCACAAUUUCUGUCGGUUUUGUAUCUGCAUGCACUGGGAUGAAAAUGGCGGAGACUACGGCUACCAGUGCCCUCAGUGUCGAACGGUGUUCAACAAGAGGAGUUUCACCAAAAACUACCUGGUGCAGAACCUGGUGGCCAAACUGGACGACCUGGAGUGUCUGGGGUCUUGUCCCACACCCUCCAAGCCCGUUAAAGUAGAUGGAAAGUGUGAACAACAUGGAGAAGAGCUGAAACUGUAUUGCCAGACUGAUAAAAGGCCCAUCUGUGUAGUGUGUCGGGAAUCUAGAUCACACAGGCACCAUGAGGUGGCACCAGUACCAGAAGUUGUAAAUGACAUGAAGAUGGAGUUAAAGCUGAGGCUAAUGGAGCUCAACUGGCAGAAGUCUCAAUGUGUGAAAGUUAUAACAACUGAUGAGCGCACCAAAAGUGAAGUGAGGUUGAAGAAAAAGAGACUCAAGGAGAAGAUCGAGGCAGAUGUUGGUGCCUUGGUCCAGUUCUUGCUAGAUGAGAGAGACUCCCUGCUUGAGAGCCUGGAUGCUGAGGAAGUCGCCACCAUGGCCGUCAUAGAUGACAACCUGAAGACGGUGGAGACAGAGGCGGAAGCUGUGGACAAAGCCAUAGCUGAUAUCCACAGCCACAUCAGUGGGAAAACCAGCUUUGAGAGCCUUGCUGAGACAUUCAAUGAAGUUAUCCAUUGCAAGCCUUUCACAUCUCUGGAUCCAGUUAAUUGUCCGACUGAAUUUACAGACUUCUCAGGGCCCUUCCAGCUUAUUAUGUGGAAGAAGAUGAUGCAUGUGCUGCAUACCAUGCCUCAGAACCUCACCCUGGACCCAGACACCGCUCACCUAAACCUGCUUAUCUCAGACUUUGACACCAAAGUGGAGGAGGGCCGUGUUCGUAACCAGGAGCCAGACCUGCCAGGCCGCUUCACCCGCUUCUGUGGUGUCCUUGCCACAGCCCAGUACGCCAGUGGCCAGCACUACUGGGAGGUGGAUGUGAGAGACAAAGGUGUGUGGUACCUGGGAGUCACCACUGAGUGCAGCAACAGAAAGGGCUUUGUCAGCCUCACACCCUCCUCAGGAUAUUGGAGCCUGUGUCUGCAGGACCGGCUGUAUGCCAAUGGGGAGGACGGGCGCAUCCCAGUUGCUGACUACUGGAACUCUCCCCGAGUCGGUGUGUACCUAGACUAUGACAAUGGGCGUCUUAGUUUCUAUGACGCCGUCACAAUGAAGAGACUUUACAUGUUUGACACUUGCUUUGAAGAGCCUGUCUACCCUUUCUUCAGCCCAGGGAAAAAUGAUCCAGGCAGCAGGCUGCAGAUAUGCCACUAUUACUGAGAGAACAGUGACGAGUGUUUAUUUUAACUAUCUAACAGUAAACUCAUGUAUGCCAGUGUUUUUCAGAUUUGCUGUUAGCAGGGUUUAAGGUUGACCCUUGGAGAAAUGUAUUGUAUGCAUUUGAGCCGUUACUUGUUGGUCUUACUGGUGUUACAAAAUGAGGGUUACGAUGAAUAAGGAUCACCAGGUGUCUAAUCACGCUGGUUGGAAUGAAGAGCUUCAUUUCUCUCAUGUUUUGAGGUUGAAAAUUUGGAAUUUUUCAACAUAGACACACACACUGUAGGCUUAUACCCCUUGACUGCUGUGGCUGGGGGUCUGGAGAGGUGCUUUGCUGUCUAUAUCACUGUGUCUGCUGGGAUACAGAUGCCUCAGAUGCUCUUGUUGAUUAGGGCAUAUACAGCUCUUAUCCCAUUAGCAACUGCUAUGCUAUACUACUGUACAUAAACUCAUUGGCUAAGUUUUUGCCAGGCACGGUUGGUGCUCUUGCCUUGUUGGGUAGAACCUGAAGGAAAUAUGAUGUAGUUAUCACAUUGAUAGUUGUUGACAGUUAAGAUUCCCUCAUUGAUUCUAGACUGAAGAACAGUCGGUCAUUGCUGAUAGUUAUCAGACUGAUUUGACUAAAACUGGCCAGCUUUCACUGGGAUUUCAGCUCAGUGACUAAACUUCCAGGAACUAAUGGCUCAGGUUGUUUUGUUUUGUGGAUGUUUAAUAUCAGUAGAUAAUAAUUCUAUCAUCUGCCUUUUAAAAUCGUCUUCAUGUAUCCUCUUUUUUUAUUAUUCUAUACAUUGUUGACUUUUUUGUUAAAAAUUCCUCUGUAUAUUGCUGAGUCACAUUUUGGAGCUUAUUUUUUGAGCAGUGAUACUCAUGGCACAUUUAGCUUUGUCUGAGAUAUUUUAAAAUCUGAAACAUUUUUAUCAGUCUGCUUCAAAAUGAGAAGGUGUAAGACAAAGCAAAUGUUUUUUUCAAAUAUUCUUAUGACAAAUUAUUAAUCAUCAUUAAUCAGUUAAUCAGCUACGUCCCCAAAUAUAUCAAUGGGUGAUGCUGUAGAUGUGUUUUACUGUAAAAGACAUUCCACUACUGUCAGGAUUCACAGACAAGAGCCUGGUAGAAUUGACUAAAAUGAAAACCCGUGGAAUGCUGAAUGAAAGUUUUAUUACAUGUUAUUUUUUUGUUUGCUUUUGCAACAGCAUUUCUCUGACUAUAUUCCAUUAAUUAAUCCUUUCUCAGUUUAUUAAUUGCUAUUUGUUGAGUUGGUCCUGGUGCUGCAAGUUGGUCCUAACAGUUUUAGGUCUCUUAUCCAACUCGGUCCAGUGUGAUCUUUAUUUUCCAUUAUUUUUGAUUAAUUAAUGCCAUUUUAUUCAAUUUUGAAUGUAAAAGUACAUGUUUCAUGCUAAUUAUAUAUAUUUUCUUUCCUUUAUAAAUGUAUGAUUUUUUUUUUUUUAACAUUUUCUUAUUUGAGCUAAUAAUUUUUAUGGUUCUUUAUUUUUGCUUGUACAUUUCCCCUUAGUGUUAAGGACCAACAAGUGGGAUGUUUGCCAUCUUACAACAUUGUACUUGUGUUGAUGUUAUUGAGGAGCAUAGUAGAAACAUUUAAGAACAUUGAUGAGUGAUGAUAUUUGAGAAUGGCCUUUCCUGCAGUAAAUCUCAAGAGGCUCCUUAUAUCUGUUUUCAUUCAGACGUCUAAGAUGUUCACGUUAGAACUGCAAAACUCUGUUCUUUAACUUUGAGUAUUUGCAGAUGAAUGUUUUGUCUAAGAUGCUGUACCUCAUUUAAUACCUACAUACAUUUCACCGCUGAAUUUCAUUCGUGUUCAGCUUUGCCGUUUUUGGACUGUCUUGAUAAAUGUGACAUGAUGUGACAAUCUUGGUAACCUGUCUGUGACCCUUUCACCUGCUCUUAAUGUGCUCAGUGUUUCUCAGAGUUUACAAUGAGAUUAAAAGAGGUAAAAAGACUAA